AUGGGUAAAUCUUUUUGGAAACACGAAGAUCCCGCCCACAAGGACGAAACAGGAUUCCCAUCCAUAUUGACAUGUCCCAAAGGUCAUAAUAACUAUGGGACUGCUGGUGACCUUUCGCGUGAAACAACAACGCUUGGCUGCCCAUCACCCCUUGCACAACUUGUAUCAGUUAUGUUAUCCAUGUCAAAGCGGCGGAUUGACUUCGCAGCUAGCCCACAGACCGCUUGUCCCAAGUUUGAACUUGUCCUGUCAUCGCCGCAGCAUCCCCUAUUCUUCCGUCCGCUCGCUCCCGAACCCCGACCAGUAUUCCAUGCCAGCCUUACAAGCAGAGCAAUCGCGGCAGCAACCACUAGAAUGGGAAAUACAAGUCCUGUGUAG
Molecule: messenger RNA, 378 nt
Organism: Histoplasma capsulatum G186AR
Lineage: Eukaryota; Fungi; Ascomycota; Eurotiomycetes; Onygenales; Ajellomycetaceae
Exons: 1
Coding region: 1-378 (125 amino acids)
Source: RefSeq, a predicted model, not a curated record